Messenger RNA from Leishmania braziliensis MHOM/BR/75/M2904, 1335 nucleotides. RefSeq lists its product as hypothetical. NCBI's taxonomy places the organism in Eukaryota, Euglenozoa, Kinetoplastea, Trypanosomatida, Trypanosomatidae. The transcript has a single exon. The record is from RefSeq and is a predicted model, not a curated record. Bases 1 to 1335 code for a protein of 444 amino acids.
AUGACCAUGUCCAGUGACGACGCCGUGGAUGUGGCGCGCCCAUUGCCUCCGCACGGGCCAGCCAACAUGAUGUCGACCUACAUGACACGGUAUGACUACGACUACAAUGGCCAUCCGGGCCUGACAGGCAGCGACGACGGCAACGGGAGGAACUUCGAGCCGGGCAUAAGCGGUGACGUGCGCAACCGCCCAAUCUUUGCCUACGGCGUCGACACAGGCGAUCGCGACGACCACACCAUCUACCAGGUCGACUACACCGCCAAAGACCGCUCCGUGAAGAAUAUGGCCGGGCUUGCCGCCAGGCUGACAAGCGCGUCUGUCCCUGCAGCUGCGGCAGCGAUUAGCGACGUGGACAAGGGCACGGCGUACCAACGCCACUGGUACCGCCCCGGAAUCUCCGCUCACAUAGCCUUGGCGGAUGGCAGCCACCCACACACGGUGUACCAGGACGACUACCAGGCCCCCCGGCACGUCGCCGGUGGCGCCGUGAGUGAACCGGUGCGCUACGCAGGCGCCGCUGCUGCGGCCUAUAAUGCAGAUUUGCUGAAGCCGCACGGCGUGGUGGAGGAUGAUGGCGCUGACCUCGCGCCGAAGAUCACGUCAAGGGAGUCUCUUCUGCCACGGAGGCGUAAGUGCCCCAACACGACGUGGUCACCGGUCUUCGAGAACACCACUGACCAUCGCCGUACGUGGAAUGAUUGCGCUCCUGGAGACGGUGUGACAGGCACAUACAUGUGCACCUCAUGGGAGUACGGCGACACGAGCCAGGCUCACCCCUCGCAGCUGCCGCUGAGUCUCGCGCGCAGCCUUGCAGCUCAUGGCCUGGACGUCACCACGAACCUGGACAAGGCGGCGUUGCUGCGCCAGCUUGCCGGGGCGCACUACACCCCGAGGACGGUGCGCAGCUCACUAGGCGGUGUUCCGCUGGACACAAGCGACCGCACGAACCCGCAGUUCCUGUCCACCAUGGAGCAGAAGCGGUGUGCGGUGAGCCGGCGCCUUGAGAAGGAACAUUACGUCACCAUGUCCAUCUACAAGAGCGACUUCAUCGAUCAAGGACUACUGCCAGAGCUGCCCGGCAACCCAGGAGGUCCGGCGAACGUUCGCGACACCCACCCCAGCCCCUUGGCCACUGCAGGGGAGAUGAUGGCUGGCCAGCUGACGAGCACAACGCGCGAGUUGGGAUUGCUGCGCAACGCGCACGGUACCCUCAAGCCCGGCGAGGCACACCCCGCGUCGCGGAUGCGCACAGGUGUGUUGUCAGUGGUGCGCAAAAUGGAGAAGGCGGUCUCGAUCGACAAGGCUGAUCCGCACCGCCACAAACUCCGUGCGUAG